AAACGCGCGCGGACUCUGCCCCGGUAAGGAGCGCGAUGCCGUCCCCUCUCUCAGCCCCGUCUCCACCUCCCCGGCUCUUGCUUCUCGCCCGUCCCGGCGCCCGCGGGACGGAGCAAAAGUUUCCUCGUCGCCUCUCCCGGAUCGGGAGCGCUCCUCUGACCGGCAUUAACCCUUUCGCUCCGCUGCGCAGCUGUCAUACCCCUGGCCCGAGUUUCGCUGUUCAUCCCCUCUUCCCCUUCAACGCCGAGGGUCCGGCACUGUCGCACUGCUCGCCCCGACCGCGGCCAGGACGGGGCACGGGGCCGGUCCGGAGCGGCGGCGGCCGAAAGGAGGAGGGGGCUGUGUAUUGCCGCGACCUCCGCCCCAGCCUCGUCGGGCUGUGCCUCCCGGGAGGGUCCGUCCCGGGGGUCGCCGGGGGUCUCCCCCGAACCCGCAGUUAGUCAGCCCUUAACCUCUUUCUCGGAAAAUCGUGCGCUUUCAGUCUUCGUGUUUCGUUUUUCCCGGAGGAGGGGUGUGAAUUUCCUAGUAGCUGCGCAUCCAAAAAGGAAAAAUGAAGGGAUUUUACGCCGGAUUGAGCGUUAUUCUCAGCUACCGGCGAAGGCACAGAUUUUGGUUCCUCAGGAACCUUAAGAAAAGAGCCCGACCCUAAUACAUGUUCGAGGAUAGGUUAGAUAACAGUGCUUCUGUCCUGAACAGACAGAGGGGCUGAAAGGACUUGCUGAAACUAUUCUGCUAGGCUCAUAUCCACUGCUUUGGGAUACUAAUUCUAGGACGUACCAUCAAAAUCAAAAAGGAUAGAAUAUCUUUUAAAAAAAUACUUAUUUAUUUCCCAUGCUCCUUUUCUGGUUUGACCCCCAGGAACAUGUUGCAGUGCUUUGUACAGGGCUGCUGCUGCUACAGUGAUGCUGGCAGGAUGUCGGCUUUCUCAGCCUUCCAUGCCAAAGGAUAAGGGGACGUCAGGAGGACGCGGGGGGGGCCAGGUUGUUUUGAAAGUUGUUUGUGUGUUGAAAGCCGGUGGGAAAGUUCAGGCUUCCCCAUUUGGAAGAGGCAAGGCUGGGUUCCGCUCUUCCAACAUGCGCUUUCCAUUUUUAGCUUCAUUCAGACGCAGACAGCAGUUCCUUUCCUCUUCCUCUCCUUGUUUGUGUGACACUUUUCUGAGGCAGCUUUUCCACAGGCGACUAAGUGGUCUCAUGGCCAUGACCCCACAUUUUCUUCAGCACGGAAUAUUAUUUUCUCUCUGAAGCAUUAAGGAAAGGGUCUGAAAAAGGUAAAGUGGUUGUCACAGCCUAGGGAUUUUCUCCUCUUUGUUUUUGUUCCCUCGUUACUACCGAGACUGGCAUUUUAAAGUGCUGCUUCAGUCAGAGCAGCUUCGUUUACACUGCUUUUUGGCUAUUACUCAACUGUACCAACUAUCCCGCAUACGCUUUUAAAGUGUCACAGACUACUGUAUUAGUCACACUGUAUCAACGGAAACCACAACACUGAAGGACAAUGAGGAUUAAAGGCUGUUUUCUUUUUUUCCAGGCUGCUACACAGUGUAGCUUGGACGCUGUGAGUUUCAAGAAUCUGGUGAAAGGGAGAGAGUGGACAAUGAAAAUGGACAUGGAGGAUGCUGACAUGACUCUGUGGACAGAGGCUGAUUUUGAAGAGAAGUGCACAUAUAUUGUAAAUGAUCAUCCGCUGGAUCCCAGUGCCGAUGGAGGCACCCUAACUCAGGCAGAGGCUUCCUUGCCAAGGAACUUGACUUUCAAAUAUGCAUCUAACUGCAAAGAGGUCACUGGAGUGAUAAGCAAAGAGUACAUCCCAAAAGGAACACGCUUUGGACCCCUGGUGGGAGAGAUCUAUACCAGUGAUACAGUUCCCAAGAAUGCAAACAGAAAAUACUUUUGGCGGAUCUAUUCAAGUGGUGAACUUCACCACUUCAUUGAUGGAUUUAACGAGGACAAGAGCAACUGGAUGCGUUAUGUAAACCCUGGCUACUCUGUUCAGGAGCAGAACUUGGCUGCUUGUCAGAAUGGAAUGAACAUCUACUUCUACACCAUCAAGCCCAUCCCUGCCAACCAAGAGCUGCUUGUGUGGUAUUGCCGAGACUUUGCAGAGAGGCUGCACUAUCCCCCCUCCAGAGAGCUGACAAUGAUGAACCUCACACAAACGCACGUUAAUCCAAAGCAGCACAGCACUGAUAAAGAUGAGCUUUAUCAGAAAAGCGUCCCAAAGAAGGAGCACAGUGUGAAAGAAAUCCUGAAAAUGGAAUCCAAUCCUCCUAAAGGAAAAGACUUCUUUCAGACCAACAUUUCACCAGUUACUCCAGAAAAAGACUUGGAUGAUUUACGUAAGAACUAUAGCCCGGAGAGGUGUUUCUUCCCUCGAGUUGUCUACCCGAUCCGACCUCACAUUCCUGAAGACUAUCUGAAAGCUUCCUUAGCAUAUGGCAUGGACAGACCCAGCUACAUUACUCACUCACCCAUCCAAGCAUCUACUACACCAAGUCCUUCCGGGAGGAGCAGCCCAGACCAAAGUUUAAAAAGUUCAAGCCCUCACAGUAGUCCGGGGGUCACAGUUUCACCUCUGGCACCAACUUCCCAAGAGCACAGAGAGCCAUACCCUUACUUGAAUGGAUCAUAUGGCUCAGAAGGAUUGGGGUCUUAUCCUGGAUAUGCACCUCCUGGCCACCUCUCACCUGCCUUUCUACCGUCCUAUAACCCCCAUUACCCCAAAUUCCUGUUACCUCCAUUCAAUAUGAGCUGUAAUAACCUGAGCGCUUUGAACAAUAUCAAUGGCAUCAACAAUUUCAAUCUCUUCCCAAGGAUGUACCCUCUUUAUGGCAACCUGCUCAGUGGAGGUAGCCUUUCCCACCACAUGCUCAACCCCACCACGCUCCCCAGCUCAUUGCCCAGUGAAGGAGGCCGUCGACUGCUGCAGCCUGAUCAUCCAAGAGACUUCCUCAUACCAGCACCCAACAGUGCCUUCUCUAUCACGGGCGCUGCUGCCAGCAUGAAGGACAAGCCAUGCAGCCCUACCAGUGGGUCCCCCACCGCUGGUACAGCAGCCAGUUCAGAACACAUAAUGCAACCUAAACCUACCUCAGUGGUGUUGGCUGCCACCGGCGGUGAAGAAGCCAUGAAUCUCAUUAAAAGUAAGAGGAAUGUGACCGGUUACAAAACCCUCCCAUACCCACUGAAAAAGCAGAAUGGGAAGAUCAAGUACGAAUGCAAUGUUUGCUCCAAGACCUUUGGCCAGCUCUCCAAUCUGAAGGUGCACCUCCGAGUACAUAGUGGAGAGAGACCAUUUAAAUGCCAGACUUGCAAUAAGGGCUUCACGCAGCUGGCUCACCUCCAGAAGCACUAUCUGGUACAUACAGGAGAAAAACCCCACGAGUGUCAGGUUUGUCACAAGCGGUUCAGCAGCACCAGCAAUCUCAAAACCCACCUGCGGCUCCACUCUGGAGAGAAGCCUUACCAGUGCAAGCUCUGCCCAGCCAAAUUCACCCAGUUUGUGCACCUGAAGCUGCACAAGCGUCUCCACACUCGGGAACGCCCCCAUAAAUGCAUCCACUGCCACAAGAGCUACAUUCACUUCUGCAGCCUCCAGGUCCACCUGAAGGGCAACUGCCCCGUCGCCCCGGCCUCCGGCCGCUCCAUGGAGGACCUGAACCGAAUCAACGAGGAGAUCGAGAAGUUCGACAUCAGUGACAAUGCUGACAAGCUGGAAGAAGUGGAGGACAAUAUCGACUUAACAUCCAUCGUGGAGAAGGAUAUACUGACCAUGCUCAGGAGGGAAAUGGAAGGAGCUAACCUGAAAGUCUCUCUGCAGAGGAACCUGGGAAAUGGGCUUAUCUCCUCAGGAUGCAACCUUUACGAGUCGUCAGAUAUGUCAGUUAUGAAGUUGCCUCACGGUCACCCACUACCUCUGUUACCUGUAAAGGUCAAGCAAGAAACAAUUGAACCAAUGGACCCUUAAGACUUUUUGGCAAAGUGAUUUUUUUUAUUUAUGACUUGGCAAGUCAGGGUGCCUGUAGCAGUUGCUUGUACAUAGUUUCAGUGCUGCAAAGCAAUCUUGGCUUACAGUAGUUUCCCUACGCUCUCCAGCUGAAAGAAGGAACUCCAAAGUUACUGUUUUCUCAGGGCAUAAAAAGGGGCAAAGGACUCUGCAUUGCCUCGCCAGUUACUAAGAGACAAUCAUUUAUCCAUAAUUAUUUUUUCAAUGAUAGUACUUCAUAAUUUAUUAUGCAAUUAAUCAUUCUAAAAGCAAUAAUUAGGAAAAUGUUUACAAUGACUGGAAAAAUUCAUUGUAAUUUUUACUUUAAAUGUUUUUAUUUUUUGUUUUAUGGGCCAUUCUUUGUAGAUAUUUUUUUUCUGCACAUCUGUUUUAAGAACCUAAGAUUAGGGUUUCAGUAAAUGUGUUUUAUGUACCAAUGUCUUUUAAACAAAUGUGGUUUUUCAUAUUGCCAAAGUUGGACAUGUGACAUACGGAAUCCUAGAUCAGUUGGUUUGAAAAAAAAUGCUGUGUACUUUCAUGAGCAAAUCACCCCAUUGGGAAUUGAAAAGGAGAAAAAAAAUAGCAAACCCAGAGUAGCAGCAAGCAGGGAAGAAACUUUUUCUCCUGCCUCUCUGAGGGGAGGAGAAAGAUUCUUGUACCUGCAGCUCUCCCUGGAACAGAUGUGGCACAGCAAACACCGACCUGCCAUGGACAAUACCACAGGUUUUUAGAACACAGCUCCAGCCCCACGCAUUAUCAUGUAACUUUUAGACCAAAGGAACACAUGAGCUUAAAGUGGCUUUUCCAAAAUAAAAUCUCACUUACAUUCUUUUUUUUUCCAAAAGCAGUUUAAAAGCAAAGACACAAAUAUUAUUCUGCCUAAAAGGGGGUAUAGGCGGAUUUCUUUCUUCUGAUUUUUGUUUUAUUUUGGGGUUUUUUUUGGCCAGAGCCUUCCAGGGAUAAAAAAAAAAGAGAUGGUCAUAUUCCCUGAGUAAGAAGGGGUUCAGUUUUACUUGUAUUUUUCUCUCCCACUUUGCCUGGGUAGAAGUGGGGAACAAAGUCCUUUCCUGGCACAUAAUUUUUUUCUUCCUUCCUGUACGACUCAGAUUUUUCUCAGUAUUUGUGUUUGUACAUUUUGUGGUUAAUUUAAUUAAAGAAGAAAAGGGCAUUGCAAAGUUGUUGAACAACAAUUACCUCAGUGCUUGUGUCCAGUGGUGCAGACAAUGCUGUUUUACCUAAAUGCUUUGCUACUUUAGAGAAGAAACCAAAAUGUGCACAGGGAAAGAUAGAAUGCACGUCCUUUUAUCUUUUUGUUUUGCUAAGCCCAAAGAUGAUAUGGUGACGUUUGAGGUGUAGCAAAGAAUACAUGUAUAUUUAUAGAUAUAUUUAUACCACUAUACGAUAUAUGUAUAUGUAUAUAUAUUUAUACCACUUAAGUUGUGAGCCAAACCAUGUAAUAAAACCUAUUUUUCAUCUAAGUGUGAAAAUCAAAUGUUAUCCCAGUUCUGCAAAUAACCAAUGACCUCAAAACCAGAAGGUUGAACCAAGGCAUUUAUCACUUGCAAAUACACAUGCACAGCUGAACUUGCAAACACGUGAAUGACAUCAUCAUGCAUCCACGUGUGGCAUCUCAGUGAAUUUGGUGGGAAUUACCCUGUUUGCAGGCCAGGGCUCCUUCAGUCCCCCGCUCUCCUGGCAGUCUGCACUGGGGGGGAAGGAGGCUGGUGGUCAGUCAACAGCCAGCCAGAAAAUGUAACUGAAAGAACUUGAAAUGAAGCCAAAUACGACCCGUGUGUGAUGUGGUCACAAAUCACAGUAAGGGCAGCAUGGAAGUCAGGCGGGACAAGGCCCUUGUCUCAUUGUGCCCUGCCACUAACGAGUUGCACAGUCAACUCACAAGAACAUUAUUAGCAUUAUUACACACCUCCCCACCAUGUAUCCCUUUUUGUCUGGUUAUGUUUCUAAAAAUUUUUUUAGAAGUCCACCUCAACAAUUCAGGAUUUGGUGGUCUUUUUUUUCCAGCAAACUUCAUUUUAAUGCCUUCUGUUAAAAAACCCCAAACAAUCCUGAAAUACAAGUCUCUAAACAAACCUUUUGAAGGACUCCAGUUCAUUACAUUUCCACUCCUGCAAAUUGUGAGGCUGACAUCUUUUAAAUGUAGCAAUAGUUCAUAAAUAUAGUACUUAAUUGUAGGAUAAACCAAAGUAUCACUACUCUGUCACUGGACACACACUUUUCCUAUUAUUGCCUGUAGUGCUUUCUUGUAUUUGAUACAAAAUUUACAAGAAUUUAUAUGCAUCAGCUUUAAGAAUUGUUACUUCUCUUUAUUGUUUCCCCCUUCCCUUAGACGUUUUACAUGUGAAUGUAGCAACAAUCAACAGUGUUUUUGGGGGUUUUUUUGUCUCUCUUAAGAAAGACUCUGACCAAAGUUAACAGGCUUUUUACUUUGCUAGAACAACAAACUAUUAUAUGUUUACGUAUUGGUUUACAUCAUUAUUUAUGUGCAAAUUGUCAAAUGUAAAUUAAAUAUAAGUGUUCAUUGCUUUACUGAUGCUUCCCUUGUCUUCAAUCUCUCUGCACCAGCUGGGUGGUUGUGGCCCCAGUGCUGGUACACUGAGGGUAGUGGUGUCUUCAGCAAUGCUGUCCCUGCCCUUGUGGGUUCUGAUUUUCCUUCACUGAAAGGUGCAAACAGUGAUGCCAGAACUGAAUACCCUGGCUUCGUUUUUUACAGAAGUUUCCUCAAUUUCAGCCAGUACCUUUUUUUAGGAAAAAAAAGCCAAGAAUUUUCAGUGUUUCAAUGGAAAUGCUUGAAUGCUAUCUGCCUCAGAGAUACAUGACCAGGGUUCUCAUUUACAUUUUUCCAAAUGAUUGUCAUUUCUGGCCUGAAACCCUAACCACCAGGACCACAAUGACACACUCAAAAUGUCAGUGUGAGACCACUUAGUCCUGUCUCAGCAUGGUGGGAACUGCAUUCAAAACAAAUGUGGAUCUGGUGUAAGUGCUCACAGAGGAGAUGUGAACACUGCACUAAAUCCAGGGGAAGGUCAAGUGUCUGCCCCUCCCUCCCCACCUCAGCCCAAGAGUAACAGCAGGCCAGGAUGCCCCAGAAAGCCUAAUUCAACAUUUGCUACUUCCAUCAUUUACUGUGAGAUCUAAACCAGAGAGGCCAUGUGCUGCCCUGCCCUACCUGAAUGUUAAAGAAAUAACGUUCCUGCACAUAUUGAGACACUCAGCGCCGUAUGAUGUUUUAAAAGUAUUUCACUGUCCUCUUAAAAAAAUUCAUUUAAACAUCUGUCUCAAGAAUUUGAAAUACUGCCAACACCGAACUGUGGAGUUAAGAAAACCAGAGCACUGUUGUCAUAAAUGUGCCAAAUGCAGCAUGUUAUAUUCCUAUAUUCGACAGAGCUAUUGCUGUAAUAAUUUUUAAAAAAAAACAUAGGAUAACCAUUACCGCCAUAAAUCAUACUUCAUUACUUGGCAAAGCGUUACGUUGUGCUGGAGAGUUAUGUCCUGGGGACACUUGUAAGCUUUAGAAGAUGUUUAAUAAAACACAUUACAUAAAAAGACAAUGCACGUUAUAGAUCACAGCCUCGCUAGGCCGAGCGUGGCAGCUGCUGCCUUGGUUCCUGGCAGCCCCCAAGCCCCGGGAGCCGCUGAGGGCCUGGGGGCUCCAAGCAGUGCUACAGUGGGAUUCAGCCAUGGCAACACCACCACCACCCGGUCAGACAACCACAACAGCCUUAGCAAGGGGCUGGGGGGAAAGCUCAUCAGUUUGGGAGCUGCCACAAAUGCGGCCCUGCAAGACCGCAUGCCCCGGCACAGGGCCGCUGGCGGCCUGUGGGCAGGUGGGCCUGAUGCCCAUCUUGCGGUGUCAGUGGGAAAAUUCUGAGGGGCUGAACGUGUUGGGCAGUGUGGCCUUGCCAGCUGAGCUGCUUCGCCACAGGACAGGGCGAAUUACAGCUGAGAUAGACUUAAGCGUGGAUUUAGGGAGGAUGCUGCUGCCCCUCUGGCUGGUUUAUAAAGCCCAGUGCUUCUCGGCUGGGUACUGGGAGACACCGCUAAUUCCCAGUGAGGGCAAUUAUGGCCUUGAGGUCAAAAAUGAAAAAUAUGACUCACUGAGGGGGUAUGAGCCCUUUGGGUUCCAAUCAGUGUCUGCCAGUGCACGGCCGCGUCUCAACACGUGCUGGGACUGUGUGGGAUGCGGCCCAGAACGUUUGCUGUCAUUCAGAGGUGUUACAUUAGAGUAAGGGAAAUAGUUGUGGCUGUAAUUAAAGGCAGCCAGGAAACACUUGUCUAAUUACUGCAUGAGCCGGAGCUGAGUGGAUGCGGUGCGGCUGAGGAAUGUGCCCAUCAUGGGGCAGGUAUCUGCAAAACACAGGCUGUCACAGUGGCUAAAGAAAAACUCACUGACAACAUCAAAGCAGCCGCCCUGGCACUGACAGGGAGGUUUCCCUCCUCUGUGCAGGGCUGGGGUAGGCUGGCAGGGAAAAGGCAGCUGCCUGGCCUGGGAUGUGGGGAGCAUAGGUUGACUUUUUGGUAACUUCAACACAGUCUCACCUGAACAGCAGAAAAACAAGAGCUUUUGUCAAAGAUGUGGCACUUCCCAAAAUCACAAGUGUUUAAUUUUUCAUGAGAUGUUGAAACAGACCCAUCCUACAACCAGCAUGUCUGCUGCCCUUCCCAUUCUCCCCAUAGACACAUGGAAGAGCUGGCAAAGAGCACAUUUGCACACCAGUGAAGGCCACCUUUGUACCAACUGCCCUCAGUUUCUGACACACUGCAUGACUCUGCUGUCAUCCAUUUUUAAGAGAUUGGGGAAGAUUUCCCAGCAAUUCUCCGGGCAGAGAUCUCUAAAAAGAGAUGCCAGGCCCUUGAGGAAAGGGAGAUGCACACUCAGAGCUCUCUCUUCCCUGUGAGCUGUCAGCCAGGCACCUUGGUGGUGCUGAAGCCAAGCCCUUCCUUCCUUCCUUCCUUCCUCCUCCUCCUCCUCCUCAGCUGCACGCAGAGAGAUGGUUGGAAUGCCAAACCACUUAGGUAGGUGUGACCAAAUAGCCCUAUUGAAGGGAGCAAAACCAGUAUGACUUCCUUAUUGUGCAAUGAUUAAUAAAGGCUUUCAGCUCUUUUUCUCCAUUAAUUGUGAAUAAGCAAGUCCUUGAUCAUUUCCUUAUCCAUGGACCGAGUGAGAUUCCUUACAGCAUUCCUGCCCCAAAGUGGCCACACUGUGCUGGGAAGAGAAACAAUUCCUGCAAUAUUGAAACCACACAGCAAAAUCAGAGGCUGAAAACCUCUUUCCCAGUUCACCUGCGCUGAGGACAGCUGACACAAUGUGAUACCAGUCUUGGGGUUAGGGAGACCCAAUGCUCCUGCCUUUACCUGUUAAGUUUUACACAAACUUAAAAGCAGUGGUCAGCUUUUGGGCAGGAAGAGGAGUGUGGCAGGCAGCAUUUUGAAUGUGAUUUCUUGGAUAUUAUAGUUCCUAGUCUCCCUUGAGCUUUCCUAUGGCAAAAUUUUCUAUGUGAGAACUGUCCCUCUGUGAACCCCAGGAAACAUUUUUUCCCCACCUUCACCUUCUUGGUCUACCUUGUGUAUUGUGAUGACCUUUUGUUUUUACAGAACAGGUUCUGUACAUCUUUACAGACCAGAUCUGCUCUUCUUGUCAGCCUCAAAACUCCUUGCAGAAGGGCUUUACUAAGAGGGAGAAGUUUGGUUCUUCCGGCCAUGCUGGAGCCAUGUCCCUAGGUGGGGACCCAGUUAACCAGGCUGGGUGGUGUCCCAGAGAGGUCUCUACUCUCAACCAGUCAUGAAAAAAACAGAAGUUAAAAAAUGCUGUAGAAACUGCAACCAGGUGCUAAGGGGAGCAAGAAUACAUGAAAAGUGAAAAUUUGCCUUUUUAAUAAGCCGUUACAAGUAAGUUGGGUGUUUAGGAGGGAUCAUGUGCUGGUGCUUGUAGUCAUUCAGUGAAGAUUUGGUGUUGUGUGCAUGUUUUUAAUGAGACUAGAGGGUGCAGAACAGGGCUCCUUUUCUAACCUAUAUUACAGCAAUUUGUGCAUGUCUGUAGCUGUGGGUGUUAUGUGCUUUCUACUCUGAGUGGUAAGUUUCAGUUUGAUUCUGCUCUCGAGAGCUGUGGGGACAGUUUGCACUCGCCUUAUCAAUGCAGAAUCCAAAUUGCUUCACAGUGCACCCAGCCCCCUGACACUGCAAACUGAGAAAAUACACUUUAAGCACAGAGAAACGAGAGAGGUGACAACCAAAGGGCUUUUUCUCAGCAGAGCAUCCCAAUUUGCCAAAACCCUCACAACCCAGUCGGUGGAGCAAUAAGCCACCUCAAGAGCCACAGCCUCGGUGCCACCCUGAGAGGCCCUAGACAGGCCCAAGCUAGCAGAGCCAGGAUCCCAGGGCUGGGGCUCUUUUCCUACAUCCGCUUUGCCCUAACAUCCUGCCUCAGCCCCAUUCCCUUGCACUGGUGUCCCAGUACUGGGGGCACAGCCUGGCAGAUACAAACUGGGCAGCUGCAGGAUGUGCUUGCCCAUCCCCAUUCCUCCCUGGGCAGGCCCUGAGCAAGACUGGCCACAAGUCCCUGACCAAAAUUGUGCUCAUGAUUAGAGAUGGCAGCAAUGGAAGGGCAGGACAGGUACAUCCAUGGCCCUUGAAAAGCAGCUUUAGUUUUGCUCCAAAGGCUUGUGGUCUCAACAGUAAUACCUGUGCCCAGUGUGCAUCGAUUUCCAAAUGAGCAUUGGUGUCUUUACAAGUGUUUGCUAUAAACACCCAGCUUUUAGACUACACACCAAUGUCUGUACUGGCUGUCCUGCUGUACCUACCUGGGCUGUGACUGAGAGGAGCUGUUUACGAGGAGUUCAGCACAGCUCCAGGGGGACAGCCCAGUUCCCAUUGCCCUCCUUGGGAGCCACAUGCCACAAAUCACUGUGAGACUGUUCAUAAAACACCCAAGUAUUUCUAAGAUGAAGUUAUGACCUACAUAGCAACUAUAUGUAGAUUUCCUUUCUCCCUCACAUCUACUUGAGUUUGUAAUCCCCUCCAGAUACAAUAUUCAGGAAUGACUGCAUUGUUUGCUGCACUGUUGUUGGUCUUGCUUGACCUCAAAAAGCAGCCUAGCAGAUGAGGUGGAGCAGUGGCUGCAGGUGUGAGUGGCUCAAGAGCUGCUGAGCAUGGGCAGCAUGGCUCAAGCCCUUCUGCAGUGUAGGGCAGAAUUAUCCUUACCCUUCUAGAGAGCACCCAACAGAGAGGCAGGCUGAGGAGAAGAGGGGACAAACCUUAGUGGAGGCAGAGUGCUCUCCAGUUUCCUUCAAAAUCUUAGCUACUCAUCCAAAAUGAGAAGGCUGGAAAACAAGGGCCCUCCCUGACCAUUAAACCCAUUUCCUGAAGCAGCACACACCCCUGCAAAACACUCUAAGUGCCUUGUUAGACUUGAACACGCUAAAUCUCAGUUCUUUGCCACUGGUCUCUUGCCCAUUAUCUCCUUCUGCAUUCAUUAGCCGCAAGGAAAUGCCUCACCCCAUGUGAGUCUGACUUCAAAAAUAUAUCAAGAGAUGGACUCAGACACAGACUUCAGUCACAGGGGUUCUCAUUUACCCCAGAUUCAGGUUGUUUAAGUGUGGGAAUACCAGUUGAUGCCAUUCUUACUACAUUUUUUAAAAACUGAUUUUCAGUGUAAUUAUUUAGAUCAAUCUAAACACUAAGGCAGCGAUGAGUAUCUACACAGGGGAAUAUAUCCAAGAUCAAGCUUAUCUAAAAAUGGAGGUUUAAAGACAAACUUUUUAAUCUAAAAACUUCAAUACUUCAAGGCCAGAGCUAAGCAAUGAAAACAAGGACCCUGCAGCUAAGAUGGCUGUGCUCUGGUUUUGGCACCUCCACUAACUAGUAGUGAGGUCUGGAACAUGUCAGUUGACCUUCCCAUACAGCACCCAACUCAUUUGUAGAAUAGGUACAAGACUUGUUCAGGCUGUGGUGUAGGACUAAUAUUUGUACCUUGUUUUGAGAUCCUCUGAUCUGUAGCUGCACACAGUUUGUUGUUCAUAGAGAGAACAAGUUGCUUACAGUACUAUCUGCAAUAUCAUAAUAUUUAGAAAUCCUCACUUAUGGGCUAUGACUACCCUGAACUCAACACAAACUCUCUCUGCCCAAAGGACCUCACAAACAAAGCACUAUUAAAAACCCAAAAAACCACAGUGGCUAGGUGCACAGCUUAAAUUUCCAUUUUCUCUCAGCAUUUUCCCACGAGGGCAUUGCAUGUGAGAGCACACAACAGAGAGUCAGAUCACACCCGGAUCGGUUGCCCUGGCAUGCCAUUUGGCAAUACAAGAAUGACAUAAAUUAAAGUGAAACCUCUUCACCUCAGCCCAAGUGAAAAUGUGAAGAGCAAGGAGGGGGUUGAGGAGGAAGGGGAGAUAUUGAUCCAUAUCUACUCAACAGUCAGACCAGUGGUGUGGUGGCAACAAAAGACAUGCCUUUGCUUUUUCAGUAACUAAUAAUCUAUAGAGAACCAUUUCCUUUUCUGCUGUUGAGAUAACACAUUCACCAUCUCAGCUUCAUGCAAAUAAUUCAUGCCUCUGCUUACCCAAUUUACCUCUCUGAUGCAGACACAAGGGCAGAAACCCCCCACCCGCACUGACUGACAUGCUGCACUGAAAAAAGAGCCAUCUCACCCAGAACUUUCUGAAAUGCAUAAAUCAUUAGAGAAUAACUGCACCAAAUGCUCUGCAGGAGACACAUGGCUCCAUAAGAUUAAAUGGGUUAAUUUUGCUGGUCUUCAGUCCUGCCUCUGACUCACAUGUGCUUUGCAGGCUGGAACUGACAUUAUCCAAAGAAAGGCAUUUGGUAUCUCUGCACACAGACCACAGCUGGUCAACAACUCAUCCCAGAUUUAAACAUAAUGUAUUAACUCUCAUCUGUUGCCAGAAAUUAAUAUUACAUGCUAUUAAAAGCCUGGGCCCCCAGACGUGUGCUGAACUGAGGGGGCCUUCACAUCACUUGGAAACAAACAGGUACCAGGUUGGACAUGUGUCUGCAUUGAAUGGAAACCUUGUUCUAAUCAAAAUGCUGACACCACUUUCACUGGCUCACACACAUUCACCUCUCUCCUCCAUUACCGCACUGCAAGCAAAGUUCAAAUGUCAAGCACCAAAAAAAAGGGACAGAAUUAAUUAAGCUUGUCCACACAUAGCUUCAGGAGCAGCCCUUGCUUGCAGGAUAACACACUGGUUUUCCC
Zonotrichia albicollis (white-throated sparrow) is the source of this 13204-nucleotide messenger RNA. RefSeq names its product PR/SET domain 1 (gene PRDM1). NCBI's taxonomy places the organism in Eukaryota, Metazoa, Chordata, Aves, Passeriformes, Passerellidae. Gene Ontology annotation, biological process: regulation of transcription by RNA polymerase II; cell fate commitment. Gene Ontology annotation, cellular component: cytoplasm; nucleus. The record is from RefSeq and is a predicted model, not a curated record. Gene Ontology annotation, molecular function: protein binding; RNA polymerase II cis-regulatory region sequence-specific DNA binding; DNA-binding transcription repressor activity, RNA polymerase II-specific.